Messenger RNA from Cucurbita pepo subsp. pepo (vegetable marrow), 848 nucleotides. RefSeq lists its product as uncharacterized. Lineage: Eukaryota; Viridiplantae; Streptophyta; Magnoliopsida; Cucurbitales; Cucurbitaceae. The record is from RefSeq and is a predicted model, not a curated record.
GAAUGAAAAUGGUUGGGCAGUGUGUGAAAAGUGAAGCACCCCAAAAAGCUCUCUCUAAAACCUUUUGCAUUUCUCUUCCCCUCAUUUGUUCAUCACUUUCCUAAUCAAUUUGUUUCAAAAAGUCAAGAAUCCAUUGCCUUCUUCUUCUUUUUCUUCUUCUCUCUCUGUCUCUUAUGGAAGUCUCUCAUUUUUCAUACAGAAACAGUGGCCAACUCCACCAAAUCCCCGCGUUUGGAGACUGGGACAAGGCCAACGACUGGCCGAUCACUCAGUAUUUCGAGAGCGCUCGUCAAGCCGGUUUGAUUCGCUACAGUUCCUCCUCUGGCGAAAGCGGCCCCUGCCUUCCUCCUUCCGACUUGUACUCCGCCGAUCCGAAGAAACCUCCGCCCCUCGCCACCGCAACCGCCGCGCGCAAGGGACGGUUGAGGGAAAAACGGUAUCCGCAUGUGGGAUUAAAGGACCACCAGAUUCCAAUGAUGAAACAGCAAGGGAGAGCGUUGGAGGCGAUGGAAAUGGGAGGAGCGCGAAAAUUGAAGCAAAACGACGUGCCCAUCCCGCGUCCUCCGCCUAGAUCUAAUGCCAGACCGCCCAAACCUGUUGACGAAGAUCUCUACAAAAUCCCUCCACACCUACUCCAUUCUUCUAAGCGGAACAAAAUGAAGGGCCUGUUUUCAAGGUGUUUAGUACCAGCUUGCAACUGAGGUAUAUCCAUUGUGGGUCAACAGUAUUAGGAAAUUGUUAAUCUAUCAUUAUAUAAUACCCUCCUUGUUAUUUGAUUUUAUUAUUUUUAAUUUUAUUAGUUUUAAAGAAAUAGAAAGAGAAUAGAUUGGAUGAGUUGGUUGUUCUAA